AGAGACAGAGAGAGAGAGAGAGAGAGAGAGAGAGAGAGAGAGAGAGAGGAUGGAAGCGGCGGCGGAGGGGCUGUGGGGGCUGGCCGACUACUCGGAGCGGCGAGGGGAGGUGGGGCAUGCGAUCAAGUGCCUGGAGGCGGUGGUGCAGACCCCGACCUCCCUCCUCCCGAUGGUGGAGGUGAAGACCCGCCUCCGCAUCGCCACCCUCCUCCUCCGCCACUCCCACAGCGUCACCACCGCCAAGUCCCACCUCGAGCGCUCCCACCUCCUCCUCAACUCCAUCCCUUCCUCCUUCGACCUCAAGUUCCGCUGCUCCAGCCUCCUCAGCCACUGCUACCACCUCAUCGGCGCCAUCGCCUCCCAGAAGACCAUCCUCCACCGCGCCCUCGACCUCGCCUCCUCCCCUCCCGCCGCCUCCUCCGACCCGGUCGCCGCCAAGCUCUGGUCCUGCAACUUCUACUCGCAGCUCGCCAACUCUCUCAUCAUCGAAGGGGACUUUCGCAACUCGGUGUCCUCCUUAGAGAGCGGGCACCGGUUCGCCGCCGAGCUGGGCUACCCAGAGCUAGAGAUGUUCUUCGCGACAUCUGUUCUGCACGUGCACCUGAUGCAAUGGGAGGAUGAGAGCACCGUAGAAAGAGCUGUGCAUAACUGCGACAGGGCUUGGUCCUCCAUUCAGCUAGAUAGACGAAAAGGCUCCCUUGGUCUACUGUUUUACAACGAGCUGCUGCACAUCUUCUAUUGUCUUCGGACUUGUGACUACAAGGGUGUUGCAGAGCACGUUGAAAGAUUGGAUAAUGCUAUGAAGGCUGAUUCGCAAAUGACGCAGAAUAUACAAGAGCUAACAAGAGAACUUGAUGCUUUGGAUCAACGUCUCUCCCAGCCUGACCUGCACCCGAGGGAUAUAUCAGCGUUGUCUAAAAGACAAGUACAGCUUCAAGAGCAGCUGAAAAGCAUGACUUCUGUAAAUUCAUCUGGGCCUCUGGAACCAGAUCAAUAUAUCAAUAUAAAGCAGCUGUGGGGAGAUAAGCUGGAGCUGGCCCCUCCUCCCAUGAAUGGGGAAUGGCUUCCUAGAAGUGCUGUGUAUGCACUUGUUGAUCUUAUGGUGGUAGUUUCUGGACGUCCAAAAGGACUGUUCAAAGAAUGCAGCAAGAGAAUCGAAUCUGGCAUGCUUAUUGUCCAGGAUGAGCUGGUGAAGCUAGGCAUAACUGACAAUGUGAAAGAGGUGGAUUUGCAACAUUCUGCUAUCUGGAUGGCUGGUGUAUAUUUAAUGCUGCUGAUGCAAUUUCUUGAAAACAAGGUGGCUGUGGAUCUCACACGAUCUGAAUUUGUUGAAGCGCAGGAGGCUUUGGUGCAGAUGAAGAAGUGGUUUACACGCUUUCCAACUAUCUUACAGGCUUGUGAGAGCGUAAUUGAAAUGCUUAGGGGCCAAUACGCCCAUUCAGUUGGCUGUUACAGCGAAGCUACUUUUCAUUACAUUGAAGCAGCAAAGAUAACUGAGAGCAAAUCAAUGCAAGCAAUGUGUCAGAUUUAUGCAGCUGUCUCUUACAUUUGCAUUGGAGAUGCUGAGUCCUCUGCACAGGCACUCGACUUAAUUGGGCCUGUUUACAGAAUGAUAGAUUCUUUCACUGGAGUUCGUGAGAAAACCUGUGUCCUGUUUGCUUACGGUCUUCUGUUGAUGAGGCAGCAUGAUUUACAAGAAGCUAGGAAUCGGCUAGCGAGAGGAUUGCAGUUGACACAUUCUCACUUGGGGAAUCUUCAACUUGUUGCGCAAUAUUUGACAAUUCUAGGUAGUCUAGCACUUGCCUUGCAUGACACUGCACAAGCCAGAGAGAUCUUGAGAUCUUCUCUUACAUUGGCGAAGAAACUUACUGAUAUUCCCACUCAGAUUUGGGUAUUAUCUGUACUAACAGCCUUGUAUCGAGAAUUAGGGGAGAGAGGAAAUGAGAUGGAGAAUGCUGAAUAUCAAAGAAAGAAGGUUGAUGAUCUGCAAAAGAGACUUGCUGAUGCUCAUUCGUCUAUUCACCACAUUGAACUGAUUGAUAAAGUGAAACUUGAAGUUCAAAACUAUCAUGAGCUUGAUGUCAAGCGUGCUCUCGGCUCAUCCAUGGGAGUAAAUCUCGACAUCCCAGAAUCUGUUGGUUUGUCAACCCCAUUACCGACUUCAUCAUCAAGGCUAGUGGAUUUGGACACUGGGAGACGUGGGAAGAGAAAACUUUAGAAUACGAUUUGUAAAUUCUUUCCUUUUGGAAUAGAUUAGUACAAAAGAAUAUGGGAUACAUGUGUAUCAUAAGCUGUGCAAUUGAAAAUUCAUUCCUAACUAA
This is a messenger RNA of Syzygium oleosum, 2321 nucleotides long. RefSeq names its product sister chromatid cohesion protein SCC4. Gene Ontology annotation, cellular component: SMC loading complex; chromatin. Gene Ontology annotation, molecular function: protein binding; double-stranded DNA binding. The coding region runs from base 50 to 2218 and encodes 722 amino acids. The record is from RefSeq and is a predicted model, not a curated record. Gene Ontology annotation, biological process: mitotic sister chromatid cohesion; maintenance of mitotic sister chromatid cohesion. NCBI's taxonomy places the organism in Eukaryota, Viridiplantae, Streptophyta, Magnoliopsida, Myrtales, Myrtaceae. The transcript is spliced from 12 exons.